Glycine soja is the source of this 966-nucleotide messenger RNA. RefSeq lists its product as uncharacterized. The coding region runs from base 1 to 966 and encodes 321 amino acids. The record is from RefSeq and is a predicted model, not a curated record. Gene Ontology annotation, molecular function: nucleic acid binding; RNA-DNA hybrid ribonuclease activity. Lineage: Eukaryota; Viridiplantae; Streptophyta; Magnoliopsida; Fabales; Fabaceae. The transcript has a single exon.
AUGGAUCCCAUCAAGUACAUCUUUGAAAAGCCCACUCUCACUAGAAGGAUAGCUCGGUGGCAGGUUCUGUUGUCAGAAUUUGAUAUUAUCUAUGUCACUCAGAGGGAAAUAAAGGGGAGUGCCUUGGCGGAUUAUCUAGCUCAACAACCCAUUAAUGAUUAUCAGCCUAUGCAUCCAGAAUUUCCUGAUGAAGAUAUCAUGACCUUGUUUGAGGAGGAGGUCGAACAUGAGGACAGGGAUAAGUGGAUUGUGUGGUUUGAUGGUGUGUCUAAUGCACUAGGCCAUGGGAUAGGGGAAGUAUUGGUUUCCCCAGAUAAACAAUAUAUACCUUUCAUGGCUAGGUUGUGCUUCGACUGCACAAACAACAUAGCGGAGUACGAGGCAUGUGCCCUUGGGAUCCGAGCAGCGAUCGACUUUAGGGUCAAGUUAGUCAAGGUAUACGGGGACUCAACAUUGGUGAUUCAUCGGUUGAAAGGUGAAUCGGAGACCAAAGACCACAAAUUGGUGCCUUAUCAGGCUUACAUCAAGAAAUUGAUGGAACUCUAUGAUGACAUAUCAUUUCAUCACAUUUCUAGAGAGGAAAACCAGAUGGGCGGCGCCUUUGCCACUCUGUCGUCCAUGUUCAAAGUGAGCCAUCACGGAGAUUUGCCAUACAUCAAGUUCAAAUGUCAUGGUGAGCCUGGACAUUGCUGUUUGAUAGAAGAAGAGGAGGAUGGUAAGUCUUGGUACUUUGAUAUCAAACGAUACAUUAAAGACAAGGAAUACCUGCCUGAGGCCUCUGACAAUGACAAGAGGAUGUUACGAAGGUUGGCGGUCGAUUUCCUCCUGAGUGGAAAUAUCUUGUACAAAAGAAACCAUGACAUGGUGUUGCUUUGGUGUGUGGAUGCAAGAGAGGCUGAACAAAUGCUAGUAGAGGUGCAUGAGGGAUCCUUUGGUAUGCAUGCCAAUGGACAUGCCAUGGCCUGA